Molecule: messenger RNA, 438 nt
Organism: Paramecium octaurelia
Lineage: Eukaryota; Ciliophora; Oligohymenophorea; Peniculida; Parameciidae
Source: the annotation of a GenBank genome assembly
UUAUUAUAUGUGUUAUAAGUAGAGUUCACAAAAAUAGAAAAUUCCAAAUUAAUUAAAAGACUACUCAUUGAGUCAGUAAAUCAAGGCUGCUUUAUUUACUGUAAUUUGCUUUUUAUUCACUGCUUGUAAGUCUAUCAUCCUAUUAUCUUUAGUUGUGUCUGUUAACUUCAUCAGUUUGUUUAUGGGCAUGCCAAUGGCUUAAGGAGAGCCAAAUAUAAAUGAUGGCUUAAGUGCCUCUGAAGACUUUAUAGCGAAUAUGGUUAGCGAAAUUUAUUCAACCUUGUCAUAUAGCCUAUAUUUAAUGAAUUCAUUAUUUAUUGGCAUGUUUUAUACUGAUUUUAAAAAGGUAAUUUGUACAUUUAUAAAAUAAUCUAGAUCAAUUUGAUAAUGAUAAUUGAUUAAGAAAUAAUAUUGGGUAGAAACCAGAAAUCCGUCUGA